CCAGAUUCAGAAUCGUCGUCGUUUUCACCUUCCCGUCGUGAGUCUGGUGACGGCGAGAGCCAGAAAGCCGUAAAAGAUCCGGCAGAUCGUUCAGUUCAACCGAGGAAGAUCGACAGAGGAGAAGAAGAAGAAAGCCUGAGAAGAUGUUACCUACAGCGAACAAGGGACGUUCAUCGUCUUCCACAUCUCGAUCUAAUCCUAUGUUUCCUCACUACCUCCGGCGAAUCGUCAAGUGGCAACAAAUGGAUAUUGAAUAUUCUUUUUGGCAAAUGCUUCACCUAUGCACUGCACCAAAAGUCGUCUAUCAGCACACAAAGUAUCACAAACAAACUAAAAACCAGUGGGCACGUGAUGACCCUGCUUUUGUUGUUAUCUGCAGCCUCCUCUUGACUGUCACAACCAUUGCUUAUUGUGCUGCGUAUGACCACAGUGCUUCACAUGCUGUUUUUGUAGUCCUCUCAGUACUGCUUUUCCAUUUUCUACUCACUGGAGCUUUUCUGGCUACAUGUUGUUGGUAAGAGCUACUCUAUUCAGCCGAUCCAAAAGAAAAAAAAAAGAGCUACUCUAUUCUAAAAAAUUUUGUGCAGAAAAUACUUAUGUGAUAAAUACUUUAAUUGCCAGAAGUCUGUAUUUGUUUGCUGUCAUGAGGAUGCUACAGUGGCUUCUAUACUAAGCUCAUUGAACAUCAUAGCCCCCCAGAAAGUGGCAAAAUAGCUUUUAUUUUGAAGCUGAGAGACAAUAGCAAGAAUAACCCAUUCACUGUAUACAAUCUAAGCAGUUCCUUGGUGAAACCAAGGCUACCUUUUUCUGCUAAUUCAAAACUUAUGUCUGGGAAUAUUGGGAUUUCACACUUCCUAAAGACCUUCACUGACCACUCCAUUUGGAAAUAUCAUUGUUGAUAUCAUGGUGUAAGAUUUUUGUUAAAUGUACUGUAUGACCAAGUGUGGAGCAUUUUUCUUCUUCAAAUACUUUUAUGAUGGGAACUUGCAUUAAGAAUGGCUGUGAUUGUAUUAUUGGUAAAGUUUUACUAGUAGAGGUUGCAGUUAUAUGUCAAAUAGAUUAGUGUGAUGGCAAUUCCAUUCCUUGGCUUCAUGCAGGUCCCUGACAAAUGCCUACCUACGGGAAGAGGCUCCAAAUAGUCAUGUGGUUGAGCAGCGGGUUGAAUGGCUCUAUGCAUUUGAUGUGCACUGUAAUUCUUUCUUCCCAAUGUUUGUUAUGCUUUACGUUAUACAUUAUUUCCUGUCACCUCUCCUGGUAACCCACAGCUUCUUAGCUGUGCUGCUGUCAAAUCUGCUUUUCAUGCUGGCCACUUCGUACUAUCAUUAUCUCAACUUUUUAGGUUAUGAUGUACUUCCCUUUUUGGAGAGGACAACAUUUUUCCUCUACCCGAUUGGCAUUGUAAUUGUCCUUUCUCCUAUCUUAAUUUUAAGCGGCUUCAAUCCCUCAAGAUACUUUAUGAACAUGUAUUUUGGUCAAAGGUUGUGAUUUACUAACACUAGAGAUACUACAACUUACGAGGAGCAUCACUAGUUUGGAGACAGCACAUACAUGUUAAAACAGAUGAACGGAGCCCGAAGGAUAAGUAGGGGAUAAGGGAGGGGAUCCCAUCUUCAAGAGGCAAUUGAAGGAGUUUCUCUCGUCAUCAGUAACGGAAAUUAGAGGUAAUUGGAGUUAGAAUUGGGAGUGAUUUUUCAGUGGUGAAGAUGAUUGAUGAUAAUCGAUCUAUUAAAAUUGUAAUGAUUUUGACCAUCUCGUCAAUUCUGUUAAUACAUAUGGUUAUCAAUCUGGGAAAUCAGAGCUGAUACGAGAUGCAUGUCCAGAUUCUUUUUGUAUUUGCGGACUUUAUCAAUAUAGGACUCUUUCCACGGUGUAGUUAGUCCUUUUUUUUUUCUCUCCUUUUGUAUUUGAUGUGAUGAUAUUUAAAAUUGAGAAAUAAUUUUGAGAUAAUUUU
Messenger RNA from Rubroshorea leprosula, 1951 nucleotides. Lineage: Eukaryota; Viridiplantae; Streptophyta; Magnoliopsida; Malvales; Dipterocarpaceae. The record is from the annotation of a GenBank genome assembly.